This is a messenger RNA of Aspergillus pseudoviridinutans, 1893 nucleotides long. RefSeq lists its product as uncharacterized. The coding region runs from base 1 to 1893 and encodes 630 amino acids. Lineage: Eukaryota; Fungi; Ascomycota; Eurotiomycetes; Eurotiales; Aspergillaceae. The record is from RefSeq and is a predicted model, not a curated record. Gene Ontology annotation, molecular function: monooxygenase activity; oxidoreductase activity, acting on paired donors, with incorporation or reduction of molecular oxygen; iron ion binding. The transcript has 5 exons.
AUGAAUUAUGGAACCCAGGAGUUACAUCGAAACCGUGGUCCCAAGGCCUUGUCGUUCCUUAGUCUGACUGCCCAUGAUUUGAUCUAUGCCGCUCGGACAGGCAAGGGUGUUACCAAAAGCGGCACGUAUCAAGGUCUCGCAUUCAGCCAUUCAGAGUCAAUGAUUCUUUGCGACUGGGAAAAGAAGAAAAGCGCCAAAGCUGCUUCCCACGAGGUUCUGGAUUCUUUUACCAAAGGCCAGCAGGAAUAUUUGCACGACGUUCACUUUCACAGAUUACUAAAGAAACUAGACACGAGUGAGCGCACUACAACCACUUGGAAUCUCUCGGCAUGGGUCGAGGAGGCCCAGUGGGAUAUUUUGACCAACCUUUUAUUUGGACAAGAUGUACCAAAGCCUAUGAGAGGUAAUGUCUUACUACCACCGGAGUUGGUCCAACAUCUGGUGAACUCCGUUUCCGUUCUGGGAAGUCGCAUCGGAUUUGCCAACCCCUUCUUUAAUAUCCGCCACUACGAAGAGACGGGCAACAAUCAUGCAACUGAGACCGCAGAAUCAAAUGCGGCGAAAGAUUUGCGAAGAAGAGACCAAGUGUCGUGGCAACGUAUCGAUAGGCGCCUGGCAGCAUUAGGAACAGGAACCAUGAACCUGUCAAAAUCGGGACUAAUCACGAACCUCACCAUGAUAGCUACUGUUGGAAACGAGACAACGCCCAUGGCCGUAAAUGCAGUGGUUUAUUCGAUUCUCCGCGAACCAGUCCAUUUCCAUCACUUGCGCGAAGAGAUUCACCAACACUUUACAAAGUUCGAGGAUAUAACAGACGAAAAACUCCAGAAGCUUCCAUAUUUGAAUGCUUGCAUCAAAGAGAGCUUGAGGUUGUUCCCUCCAAUCACUGGGACAAUCAUGCAGCGGGUGUCAACAGGCACCGUGAUCGAUGGUGUAUAUGUUCCACCUGAUGGUCGAGAUCGAGGUGUACUUGUGGAGAAGUACUUGCCUCAUGCGAUCCUAGCAAAUGACAUCAGCGGUAUUGUCGAGAAGAUAGGACCAGACGUCCAAAAGUUCUCCAUUGGAGAUCGCAUCGUUGGGCAGUCUAAUAUCCUGUCGGGUGGUCCUGACCAAGCUGGCUUGCAGCAGUUCUGCAUCCUCGACGCGAACUUUGCUGCUCCCAUACCACACCAUAUUAGCUUUGACCAGGCAGCGACAUUCCCCGUCAAUGCCAUUGCGAGUUUUAUCGCCCUAUUCAGUUCGUCGGGAUUGGAUUUAGCACCAAAGUUCCUAGGCCACGAUUUGGACUACGUGAAUGAAGCGAUUGUCAUAAUUGGAGGUGGCUCAAAUAGUGGGAAAUUUGCCCUUCAGUUCGCUCGUCUCGCAGGCUUUGGAAAGAUUAUUACAACAGCCAAGAUCCGCAGCGAUGGGGGCCAAUCACUCCGUGACUUUGGUGCUACUCAUAUCAUAGAUCGGGAGGCAGCGGAUGUGGAAGAUCAGAUCCGUGCGAUGGUUGGCGAUGAAUUGUUGUACGCCUUUGACACGGUCAACGGUGCUUCUUCAGGUGGUGUCAGCCACCGACUGGCGCUCUCGCUUCUGUCGACUACGAAGAAAGGGUCUUUGGCAACAUUGGUGCGUGGAGAGGCUGAUCCUGUAAUUGCAGCUACAAAGACCGCUGGUUUCAAGAAAAACCAAGUUCUCGGAGUUAGUGACCUGCACCAAGAGCUGGCUGCCAAGUUCUGGAGGGAGUUGCCAGGUUGGAUCGAAAAUGGCGAGCUGAAGCCGUUAGACUUUGAAGUUAUUAACGGACUUGAUGCGAUGAAAGUCAACAACCUGCUGGACGACUACCGUGAUGGUAGAGCGGUAACGAAGACUCAUGUGCAUCCCGAUGAUAGGGACUCCAUUUUCGAAUGA